GCAACAUGUCUGCUUCAAGUGAGAAACUGGAGAAGGCACUGAGUGAAUAUUUCCGACACACCUUCAGCUUCAUUGAAACGGUCAGAAACUUCACGACCACAAGCUCUGAGUGGAUACGACAGCGAGAGGAAGAGAAAAGCACUUUGGCCAACAUCUCGGAGAAGGCUAGAGACGUCCGCAACAGAUUCAACCAGGUCAAAAAGGCAAAACAGAGAGCGAAGGCUUUUGGAACUUUUGUAGGAGACAGUAUUGUACCAGGAAGAGCAUCGAAGAAACAGGCUGAGUUGGAGAAGGAGCUGGAGACGGAGCUGGAGGUCCUGCUGCAGAGGAUUCUGGAGGGUCUUCGUGAGAUGCAGAUCUUUUUAGAUGCGGUGGAGAAGUUAGCGGUGACUUCAGAUCGUGUGUUUGAGAAAACCUUGGUGGUACGGUUGUCAAUAAAAACUGAUCUGGAGUCAGUGAAGAGGAUCAUACUUGCUGCUCGGAUCAUCGGGCCUCUGGUGCUGCUGUUCAAACGGAACAAUGAGGAGUUCUUCAAAACCCAACUGCACAAUGUAGAAGUGAUGCAGAUUCAGUUGGAUCAGUACAUCGGGACCAUUAAGGACAUCUGCAGUCUUUUUGAAGAAUGCUCUGUUGCAGAUCUCGUCCUGAAGAGCCCCACGGUGUUCUUGGACCUAGAUGUGCGUGAACAUGACGCUGGAAAAAUGCUUGAGCGCAUCAACACCCGCAGCCAAAUCAGGAUGGAUGAACACUUGCGGAUGGUGUUCUUGUUCCGGGACGAACAUGGAACCUUCAUGGAGAUGUUUCGAGAGAGGAGGGAGAGGAUGCUGGAGGUCCUGGAUGAGCUGGAGCCCUGUGCAGUGAAGUUAGACCGAAUGAACAAAGGAGCCCGGGUCUCCAAUGUGGUGGGCAGCUCUGUGGGGGUGGUGGGAGGAGGUUUGGCCAUCGCUGGUUUGGCUCUGGCUCCUUUCACUGCAGGAUUGUCUCUGGGUCUGACUGUAGCUGGAGCUGCAACAGCAGUGACCAGUGGAGCCAAUGGUAUAGUAACCAUGGUUACAGAGAAGGUUGUUACCAGUAAACAGAAGGAAAAGGCCAAUGAGGUCUUUAAAAGGUUUAUGAAAGAUGUGGAUGAGCUCCAGAAUUGUGUGAAGGAGGCCAUUAACCAGCAUUUCCAGAGCACAGAAAACAGUGAUCUUCUCAAAGCUUUGAAGGAGACAGGCAAAGGGGCUGCUGGGAUGAAAAGCAUUGAUGCAAUCUUUGAUUGCUCAGCUGUCGUUAAACUGUGGAAGGCAGAGAAAGCUGUAGUUAAAGUUGCAGGUUCAGGGAGGGCUGUGAGUAAGGCUGCUUCAGACGUCCCAGAGCUGGGCCAGGCGGCUCUCAAAGGUCCUCUGGCCAUGUCCAAAGCUGCUCGAGGAGGGUUCAUCAUUGUUAAUGCUCUGUUCAUUGGUUUGGACGUAUUUGUCAUCGCCAAUGAAGGCAUGAGUCUGUCCCGGGGCAGUGAGACCGAGACCUCAAAGUGGAUCAGAGCCAGAGCCGCUCUGUGGAGGUCAGAGGUCAACUCUUUCCAGAGGAUCAAUGAUUCUCUGGAAGAAGGACAGGAGCUUUCGGAGAAGAAAAAGGUCCUCCAGGAGCCCUUCUAUGAGGGUGAUGUGAUGGACAAAACAGGCCAGAAAGGAAAUUAAAACCAGCUGAAGUAGCGAUUUAAAUAAAAAUCAUUUAUUUUGGUCUGAGCUGAUCUGAGGUCAGUCAUCAUCCUACAAAGGACAGGGUCAGAGCAGGAUCACCGCUGGUUUAGACUAACU
This is a messenger RNA of Boleophthalmus pectinirostris (great blue-spotted mudskipper), 1799 nucleotides long. RefSeq lists its product as uncharacterized. Gene Ontology annotation, molecular function: lipid binding. The record is from RefSeq and is a predicted model, not a curated record. NCBI's taxonomy places the organism in Eukaryota, Metazoa, Chordata, Actinopteri, Gobiiformes, Gobiidae. The transcript is spliced from 4 exons. Gene Ontology annotation, cellular component: extracellular region; membrane. The coding region runs from base 6 to 1679 and encodes 557 amino acids. Gene Ontology annotation, biological process: lipid transport; lipoprotein metabolic process.